Molecule: messenger RNA, 405 nt
Organism: Sipha flava (yellow sugarcane aphid)
Lineage: Eukaryota; Metazoa; Arthropoda; Insecta; Hemiptera; Aphididae
Exons: 2
Coding region: 59-394 (111 amino acids)
Source: RefSeq, a predicted model, not a curated record
UAUUAUUAAAAGUACGAUGAAGUAAUGCCGGUUUUCCACUAAACGGACAGUUGUGUUUAUGUUGUGUCUGAGUCUUCUACAACCUGAUAAACAAAAACAAAAAUUGAAACAAAACAAAAACUUUUGUUUCCAUCAAACGGGCUACAUUUUGUACGAGUUUGGUUUUUGUAUUCGAUCCUUUUCCACUGACACAACACGAUCGUUUCUAUUAAACAGACUCGAGUUUCAAAGCACAUCGAAACCUUUUGAUGUUACCGCUUCCGAGCGAGACAUGAAAAACAAAACUCCAGCUGUCGCAAAACACGUCGGUCUUCAAUAUGUUUGCGAAAAGUUCCAGUUUUGUUUUAUUCAACACGAGUUUUUGUUUUGUUCGUUUAGUGGAAAAACGGCAUAAGAAAGCUAUUA